Molecule: messenger RNA, 2264 nt
Organism: Agrilus planipennis (emerald ash borer)
Lineage: Eukaryota; Metazoa; Arthropoda; Insecta; Coleoptera; Buprestidae
Gene: wg
Product: protein Wnt-1
Exons: 4
Coding region: 289-1428 (379 amino acids)
Biological process (GO): multicellular organism development; canonical Wnt signaling pathway; cell fate commitment
Cellular component (GO): extracellular region
Molecular function (GO): cytokine activity; frizzled binding
Source: RefSeq, a predicted model, not a curated record
UGUGGGUGGUCAGGACUCGAAUCCAGACUCCUCCUUAGGCUAAAGCUCGGGCUAAUUCGGACAAAGCCGACCAACCACCCCUACUCCACCCUCGGUUUUGAGUAAAUAAGCUUCCAGGUGGAUUUGUUUAUUUUUUGCGUUGGUGCAGUGAAUUCGUGUGCGGGUGGAUGGACAUGGAGUUUUCGGUGGUGCUGGUGGUGAGUCUUUUUGUGGCUAUCGGAUCCACUAACGAAGUUGUCAUCCGGAAAGGACGAGGAAAAGGAUCCAUGUGGUGGUAGGGGCAUAGCGAUGGCAGGAGAACCCAACAACAUUUCGCCUUUGAAGCCCGGAUUGUCUUACAUGGAUCCCUCUGUUCACGGAACGCUAAGGAAGAAACAGAGGCGGCUUGCCAGGGAAAACCCUGGCGUUUUGGAUGCGAUAGCCAAGGGGGCAAAUAUGGCCAUUCACGAAUGCCAGUAUCAGUUCAGAAACAGGCGGUGGAAUUGUUCCACCAAAAAUUUUUUAAGGGGAAAGAAUUUAUUCGGAAAAAUUGUCGACAGAGGGUGUCGUGAGACGGCCUUCAUUUACGCGAUAACAAGUGCGGCAGUCACACACGCGAUAGCUCGUGCUUGCAGUGAAGGUUCAAUAGACACCUGUAACUGCGAGUACAGCCACCACAAGAGUCGACCUAGAAUGUAUUCUAGUAGUCGAGGAUCCGUUCCAGGAGUACGCGAAUGGGAAUGGGGAGGUUGUUCGGAUAACAUUGGAUUUGGCGUGGAGUUUGCCAGAGAAUUCGUCGAUACAGGCGAACGUGGUCGAAGUCUGCGAGAAAAAAUGAAUCUUCACAACAACGAAGCAGGAAGAAUGCACGUUCAAUCGCAAAUGCGCCAAGAAUGCAAGUGCCACGGCAUGUCAGGAUCAUGUACCGUUAAGACCUGCUGGAUGCGUCUCCCAUCGUUCCGUAUCAUCGGUGACAACUUGAAGGACAGAUUCGACGGAGCUUCUAGAGUAAUGGCGAGCAAUGCAGGCAAUUCCCGUACAAAUCAUGCUCACAAUAACAGGAGAAAAGAGCCGUCCAGCAACGACCUAUUGAGUUCCAACAGCAUACAUAGUAAAAGGGAACGAAAACCAAGGCGAAACAAACACGGGUUCCAGCUAAAACCUUACAAUCCCGAUCACAAACCUCCGGGUUCGAAAGAUUUGGUUUAUUUCGAACCUUCGCCCGGUUUUUGUGAGAGGAAUACCAAGCUGGGUAUCCCGGGUACCCAUGGACGUCAUUGUAACGAUACCUCCAUAGGUGUGGACGGGUGUGACUUGAUGUGUUGUGGGAGGGGUUAUCGCACGGAAGUGAUUGAAGCUGUCGAAAGGUGUCUUUGUACUUUCCAUUGGUGUUGCGAGGUCAAGUGUGACCUUUGCAGAACAAAAAAAACUGUGCAUAGGUGUUUGUAAACCUAUGCUACUUAUUCGUUAAAUAUUAAUUUGUUGUGAUUGCCAUUAUCCAUAAGACUUAGUAGGUAUUACGCAGGUAUUCUAUAGGAAAAAGAAAGUAAAUGUUAGGAACGCGAGCAUCUGCCCAAAGGACCAAUGGAAGUAUUUCAUGAUGGAAGGUUUUUUAGCCUACAAAAGGUAAUUUUUAUAAUUUAUUAUUUAUUAUUUCAUGACUCUUCUAGUAUCUAGGUACUAUCUACAUAAUUUCGUAAUUCAUAUUUUGCUUUGUUACUUUUUAUAGAAAUAUUCGACACUAUCAGUAUUAUUACAUUAUUUUUUUUUUCUUACUAUUUAUUAUUUCAAGUUGUUGUACAUUAAUUUUAGUGCACGAGAUCUGUCUUGUUGAUCUAAUUCAUUGCAAAACGACAAAAACAUAAUAAAAUGUGUAUUGACUGUACAUGUAGAGCGUCUGCUACGAAACAAAUGAUCAGUAUUAUUUAUUAUCGAUAAUAAAAUAUUAAUGCGAAAUUCUCGCUGAUGUAUAUAGGAAAAUAGUAUUUAUGAAAAGACUGAUUGGACAGCAGAGAGUAGCUAUUUAUGAUGAUAUCGACUCGUUAAAUGUAAAUAAAUGUUUCAUAAUUAUGACAUUAAUAACGGAACGAUGGAAAAACUUGCGUGUAAUUUAAUUUAUUUAUCUGAUUGUUGUAAAUAACCGUAUCAGCGAUGUAUCUCACGAAACGUAUAGAUACCUACAUAACAUGUAUCGAAUGAAAAGACAUGCGACGUGUAUUUAUAUUUUUUAUUUAUUGUGUACGAGCUGUGUAUUUAGAUAGGUUUUUUUGUAAAUAGAAAUUUAA